AUGAAGAGCGCCACCCUCCUGCCGGCUCUCCUGCCGGCUCUCGCCAGCGCGACGACGCACCACCUCCUCGUCGGCACCUUCUCCGGCGCGCACCUCUACGCCGUCGCCUUCGACGACCAGACACACGCCCUCAGCCUCGCCGCCAACCUCACCGCCCACGCCGCGCACGCGUGGAUCGCCCUCUCGCACGACAAGAGCGUGCUGUACGGCGUCGAAGACGGCGGGUGGACGUCGUAUUCCAUCGACAGCGCGACGGCGGUGACGCACACGGCGACGCUACCGCUCACGGGCGCCAACUGCAGCAACGACAGGAGCAUCUUCGUCGUCGCGGCGCGGGAGCCGCCGUACAACGUCUACGGCGACCCGUUCGGCGACUGCGCCAACGUGCUGAGCGUCGACGAGGCGGGCGCGCUCGAGGCCGUCGCGCAGAACGUGACCUACACGGCGGGCACGUCCGGGGUGCACGGCAUGGCGCUGUCGGUCGACGGGCGGUUCGUGUACGCGGCCGACGACUCGGGCAACGCCGUGUGGACGCACAGCGUGGACGAGGCGACGGGGCUGUUGACCGAGGUGAGCAGGCUGGAGGCGCCGAGCGAGGGCGCGAAUCCGAGGCAUGCGGCGGUGCAUCCGAAGGGGGGGUAUCUGUACGUGGUGUUGGAGGAGGCGAACAAGUUGGCGCAGUACAAGCUUGAUACCGAGACGGGGUUGCCCGUGUUUGAGAACGUGACGUAUCCGUUGAUCCCGGAGUCAGAACUCGCCACCAACGUCGCCAACUACUGGUCCGACGACGUCGCCGUCGCCGCAUCCGGCGACUUCCUGUGGGCGUCGGCACGCAGCCGCGACGAGACCAAGCCGGGCUACAUCAGCGGCUACACGCUCUCCUCGACGGGGGCCAUCCUCAAGCAGGUCUUCCUGACCAACACGACGACGUCGGGCGGCUCGGCCAACGCCGUCACGCCCGCGCCCUUUGGCAACGAGUUCGUCGCCCUGACGGACACGCAGGAGGAGUUCCUGCAGGUGUGGAAGAGGGACGCCAAUGGCUCGAUUGCCGAGGUGGUGGCGCGGUUGGAUCUGCAGGACGGCGGGUGCUGUGCCAAUGCUGUUUGGUUGGACUGA
Diplodia corticola is the source of this 1116-nucleotide messenger RNA. Its product is annotated as carboxy-muconate cyclase. NCBI's taxonomy places the organism in Eukaryota, Fungi, Ascomycota, Dothideomycetes, Botryosphaeriales, Botryosphaeriaceae. The record is from RefSeq and is a predicted model, not a curated record. The transcript is spliced from 2 exons. The coding region runs from base 1 to 1116 and encodes 371 amino acids. Gene Ontology annotation, molecular function: 6-phosphogluconolactonase activity; protein binding.